This is a messenger RNA of Candidozyma pseudohaemuli, 990 nucleotides long. Its product is annotated as ubiquitin-protein ligase. Gene Ontology annotation, molecular function: ubiquitin protein ligase activity; single-stranded DNA binding; metal ion binding. The record is from RefSeq and is a predicted model, not a curated record. NCBI's taxonomy places the organism in Eukaryota, Fungi, Ascomycota, Pichiomycetes, Serinales, Metschnikowiaceae. Gene Ontology annotation, cellular component: Rad6-Rad18 complex; nucleus. Gene Ontology annotation, biological process: DNA damage tolerance; protein monoubiquitination. The transcript has a single exon. The coding region runs from base 1 to 990 and encodes 329 amino acids.
AUGCUGGUCUAUUAUGACGAUGCCAGAGUAUGGGCUAACAUAGAUAAUGCCUUGAAAGAUCAACUUAUUCUAAAGGUUAUAUCGUCUUUAGAAUGUCUGAUAUGCUCAGAGGUGAUGCAUGUGCCGUUUCUUGCUUCUUGCGGCCACUCCUUCUGUUACAACUGUCUCAAUGCAUGGUUUGCCACGAAGGUGAACUGUCCGACCUGUCGAUCAGAACUCGAACAGGCUCCAGUGCUCAACAUACGACUCAAAGAUAUCAGCAAAAGCAUCACAGACAUCGUGAUAGAGACGAUGGAAGAUGCACAUCAUAAAGAACAACUCGAAACUGCACGACAGUCGGUAUUAGAUGACUUUGAGGACGCCAAAAAGAAAAAAUCGUUGUUUGACGAAGCCUUUAAUAGUGCAUUAACUCUCGUUGACAACUCUGAUGGGGUUCCUAGAUGUGGUAACUGCCAUUGGGAAGCUCAUGGAUCUACAUGUUUGCAUUGUGGAGCUCGUUUCAGAGUUCCAAGAGAAGAUCUGUACUUUGACUCAGAGGAUGGCGAUGCAUAUAACGAAGACAGGGAAGAAAUCGAACUUUAUGGAGAUGAACGGGAUGCAUACGAUUCAGAAGACAGCUUUGUUGAUUCUCGUGGACUAAACGACAUACAAAGAGAGAGAUACGUGGAGCCUGGAGACGAAUUAUUAUCAUCAGGAGAAGAUGAAGACCUUCGAAGCCAGAGCAGCGACCUGUGGGGAGGUUUUCGAGAGGACGGUGGUCGUUACGGACUAAAUGCUGAUGAGAUGAAUAGCGACGCAGAGGAUAUGGAGCUGGCAGUAAGGCGUCUACACGACCAGGACUUGGAUGAUUAUCAAUAUUUGAGUGACAAUCAGCUGUGGUCAAUUCAGGAUAUAUCAUCAGGAAAUGAAGCUGCUAGUGACUCGGAACCUGAGACACAAAGAAGCAGCCGGCGAAGCCGAACCAUCGUCGUGGACUCUGAUCUGGAUUGA